Molecule: messenger RNA, 1698 nt
Organism: Dioscorea cayenensis subsp. rotundata (Guinea yam)
Lineage: Eukaryota; Viridiplantae; Streptophyta; Magnoliopsida; Dioscoreales; Dioscoreaceae
Product: ribosomal protein S3, mitochondrial-like
Exons: 3
Coding region: 1-1698 (565 amino acids)
Biological process (GO): translation
Cellular component (GO): ribosome
Molecular function (GO): RNA binding; structural constituent of ribosome
Source: RefSeq, a predicted model, not a curated record
AUGAAGAAGAACAGAGAAAGUCUUUUUAGCAGGAAAAUUUGGUCACGUAGAUCUUCUAUUUCGCCGGAAUUCGUUGAUUGCUCCGUACUCAUUUACAAUGGAAAAACUCCUGUUCGUUGUAAGAUCACUGAAGGAAAGGUUGGAAAUCCGAUUUCGGUAAGACUUGAUCUGAAUCGUAGUUCAGAUCCAAGUUGGUUCAGUGAUUAUUAUUAUGGUAAAUCCGUCUAUCAAGAUGUCAAUCUGAGAUCUUAUUUCGGUUCGAUACGUCCACCUACGAUACUCACCUUUGGCUUUCGUCUCGGUAGGUGUAUUAUUCUACAUUUUCCAAAAAGGACAUUCAUUCAUUUCUUUCUUCCCCGUCGACCACUACGACUGAAACGACGCGACAAAUCAAGACCCGGAAAGGAGAAGGGCCGGUGGUGGGCAUUUGGGAAAGUCGGGCCGAUCGGGUGUCUUCAUUCAAGCGACGGUACAGAGGAAGAACGAAACGAAGUGAGAGGCCGGGGGGCAGGGAAAAGAGUCGAGUCGAUCAGGCUCGACGACCGGGAGAAGCAAAACGAAAGAAGGAUUUGGCCGAAAAAGAUGCAACGCUAUGGAUACCAUGACCGAUCACCAUCGAGAAAGAAGAAUUUUUCUACAUCACUUCGGGUCAGCGGGGCCUUAAAGCAUCCUAAAUACGCCGGGGUUGUAAAUGACAUAGCGUUCCUGAUAGAAAAUGACGACUCCUUCAGAAAAACGAAGUUAUUCAAGUUGUUCUUUUUACCAAAGAAGUCCCGCUCUGACGGCCCGACGAGUCAUCUACUAAAAAGGACCCUCCCCGCUGUGCGCCCCUCUUUGAAUUAUUCGGUCAUGCAAUACUUAUUGAAUACAAAGAACAAAAUUCCGAUCGAGCCCGUCGUAGUUCUCAAUCAUUUCGUGGCACCGGGCGUAGCUGAACCAUCUACGAUGGGGGGAGCGAAGGAAGGAAGCUUAGAAAAGAGAAUACGCUCUCGCAUCGCUUUUUUUGUAGAAAGCUCGACCAGCGAGAAAAAGUGUUUGGCCCAAGCCAAAAAGAGGUUGAUCCACUUCAUUCGCUUGGCGAAUGAUCUUCGCUUCGCGGGAACAACAAAAACCACCAUCUCGCUCUUUCCUUUCUUCGGUGCUACCUUUUUCUUUCCAAGGGAUGGGCUUGGGGUGUAUAAUAACCUUUUUUUGGAGUAUGCCCGGGAACUAGUCCUAGGUCAAUUAAAGAUCAAAUGUUGGAACCUCAUGGGUAAGGAUAAGGUAAUGGAAUUGAUAGAAAAAUUCAUAGACCUAGGUGGGAUAGGAGAAUUGAUAAAGGGAAUAGAGAUGAUGAUAAAGAUCAUACUGAGAAACAGAAGAAUUCCGUACGGGUACAACUCUUAUUUUAACGAAGUGCAAAAAAUGCGAUCUUUUUUGUCUAAUAGAACAAAGACUAAUACCUUAAUUGAGUCGGUAAAGAUCAAAUCUGUUUAUCAAAGUGCUUCUCUGAUUGCUCAAGACAUCUCUUUUCAACCGAGGAACAAUCAAAUCUCAUUUCGUUCCAUUUUUAGUAAAAUAGUGAAGGAUAUUCCAUUAAUAAUGCCAAAAGGGGUGGAGGGGAUACGUAUUUGUUGUUCAGGUCAAUUAGGAGUUGCGGAAAUAGCUAGAACUGAAUGCAGAAAGUAUGGAAAUGACUUUUUCAAGUUGUCGGUGUGA